GCACGAAAUAUGAAGAUUUUUUUUAAACCGUUAGAUUUAAUGGUUUUCUCGACGGUAGAUGAUAAAAAAACAACUUUGAGAUUUUUUUUUUUUUUUUUUUUUGGUGUGUUAAAAUGAAAGUUUCAAAGGUAAAAAAUACUUUUUGUGAAUUUUUUUUUUGGUAAAUGUAAAAAAAAAAUCCUAAGUUUUUUGUCUUUUACUUUUCUUAGCAAUUUAAAAAGAAAUUUUUUUAAAAAAUACACAGUAGUCAAACACACAAAAACUUCAAAGUCUCCGUUGAUUUACUGGUUCAAUUCUCCCUCAUCAGUCAUCAUUCUGGGUUUCCGCCAUGGAUAAACCCAAUAAAAAGCUCAAAGCUCAGUUCAAAUUCCAACCCAUUUCACCAUUAACACUCUUCUUCAUCUUCUCUCUCCCUUCUUCUUUCUCUCUCCUCUACCUUCCUCCUCCACCAUUACCCCUCCUCCCCAUCCCCACCUCCCAGCAGCUUUCAUGGCAGCUCUCAGAAAUGGCAAUCUUCCUCCACUUUGGCACCAACACUUUCACCGACUCCGAAUGGGGCGACGGUAAAUCCGACCCAUCUAUCUUCUUUCCCUCCAAUUUCGACGCUAAACAGUGGGUUGCCGUCGUUAAAUCUGCCGGGUUUAAGAGGGUGAUUUUGACGGCGAAACACCAUGAUGGGUUCUGCCUUUGGCCGUCUGAUUACACUGAUUAUUCUUUGAAAUCGAGUAAUUGGCGAGGUGGGAAUGGCGAUGUAGUGGGUGAUUUGGUUGUUGCUGCAAAAGAGAGUGGGAUUCAAUUGGGGUUGUAUCUCUCUCCUUGGGAUCGCCAUGAAAGUUGUUAUGGGAAUACUUUGGAGUAUAAUGAGUUUUAUUUGGGACAAAUGACUGAAUUGCUAACUAGAUAUGGGGAGAUCAAGGAGGUAUGGUUGGAUGGUGCCAAGGGAGAGGGGGAGAAGGAUAUGGAAUAUUUCUUUGACAUCUGGUUUGAUCUAAUUCAUCAACUGCAACCCAAAGCCGUAAUCUUUUCUGAUGCUGGACCUGAUGUUCGGUGGGUUGGAGAUGAAGCUGGUGUUGCUGGAUCAACUUGCUGGUCUUCUUUCAAUAGGAGCGCUGCAAAAAUUGGUGGAACUGAUCCCCAGUAUUCACGGGAAGGAGACCCACGAGGGCAUGAUUGGGUACCUGCUGAAUGUGAUGUCUCCAUCAGACCUGGUUGGUUUUGGCAUGCAUCUGAAUCACCAAAAUCUGCACUGUCUCUACUUGACAUCUACUACAAAUCAGUAGGCAGAAAUUGUCUUUUACUGCUAAAUGUUCCCCCAAACUCCUCUGGUCUUAUAUCUGAUGAAGAUAUACAAGUACUUCAAGAAUUCGCUGAGCUUCGGAGCUCUAUUUUUUCCAAUAACCUGGCUAGGCAUGCCAUUGUGUUUGCCAGUAGUACACGAGGAGAUAGUGAUUCUCGCUUUGGUGCCUCCCAUGUUCUUGAAGAGAAUAUUUAUACAUAUUGGGCCCCAGAAAAGAACCAAGCUCAUUGGAUAUUGUAUUUAGACUUGAAGGAUAUAGUCGCUUUCAAUGUCUUGCAACUUCAAGAACCAAUUCAACUAGGGCAAAGGAUCACAUAUUUUUACAUUGAUAUUAUGAAAGACAAGGGGCAAUGGAAGAGAAUUUUGGAUGGGACUACCAUUGGAUACAAAAGACUCUUACAAUUUCCGAGAGUGGAAUCUCAGUACUUGAGGUUGGUGAUUGAGAAAGCUCGUGGAGACCCUCUUAUUUCCUUUGUUGGGGUUCAUAUGGAUCCUUAUUUAACCCUAACAAGCAUAUCUGAUACAAGUCAUACAACCAAAAGGCUGCCAUCAAAUGGAAACGAUUUAUUGAGCAAGUUUAAAGAUACUCUCUAUUCUAUACCAUACAGAAAGAUGUCUCUCAGAUCUCAAAUUUAGGUAAGCCUUACUAUGGGAGCAUAUCAUACUGUGGGAAUCCGGUGGGAUGCAUUCCACCUUUUUUUCCUCUGCUUUAUUACGGUCCUUGAUUGUACUUCAACAUUAAUCUCGGAGUAAAAAGUUCAAUGAUACAAGAUCGAAAGUUUAAAUCAAGCUUUGCCUCAUUUAUUCUUCUGAGUGGCAAAAGAAAGUGUAUUAAUCUCGAUGUGUUUAUCCUAAACAUCCAUAGUGCAUAUGUUUGUACCAUUUGUAUAUCAAUGAUUCAAUCACCUGUGGAAAGUGGAAUACUCUUUCUGAAGCGAGUAUUGUUGUAUGUUUGAAAUGAUUACAGAAAUGAACAGUUUGCUCGAUGUACACUGUUGGAAUUUGUGAUUCAGAGAUUUUAUUAUUAAUGCAAAUGCUGUGUUUUUACUA
Messenger RNA from Chenopodium quinoa (quinoa), 2347 nucleotides. RefSeq names its product alpha-L-fucosidase 1-like. Gene Ontology annotation, biological process: fucose metabolic process; glycoside catabolic process. NCBI's taxonomy places the organism in Eukaryota, Viridiplantae, Streptophyta, Magnoliopsida, Caryophyllales, Amaranthaceae. The record is from RefSeq and is a predicted model, not a curated record. Gene Ontology annotation, molecular function: alpha-L-fucosidase activity. Bases 329 to 1933 code for a protein of 534 amino acids. The transcript is spliced from 3 exons. Gene Ontology annotation, cellular component: lysosome.